Messenger RNA from Hippocampus comes (tiger tail seahorse), 2649 nucleotides. It is a transcript of the gene paqr6, whose product is annotated as progestin and adipoQ receptor family member VI. Gene Ontology annotation, molecular function: signaling receptor activity. Bases 77 to 1459 code for a protein of 460 amino acids. The transcript is spliced from 8 exons. Gene Ontology annotation, cellular component: membrane. The record is from RefSeq and is a predicted model, not a curated record. Lineage: Eukaryota; Metazoa; Chordata; Actinopteri; Syngnathiformes; Syngnathidae.
CUCUCAAAAGUGCGCCAAGUUCGCUUGCCAUUGGCCGGCGUGGAGGGAGAGGGUGGAACCGAGGCUAGUCUGUGGAAUGGAGACAAAAAAAAUUCGCGAAACGCACGUGACGCAACAUUUUAACGAGAGACCCGAGGAGAAAACGAGGCGCUUUGGAAAGGCGCUUCCAAGUUACUGUUUGCUUGGGCAGCAUGUCACACGCUUGAUGGCCGACAGUCGCGUGUUCCCCGUGUGGCGUGGGCUGGGCGCUGGCCUGGGAGGCGCCUGGAGCCAAGGUUGGGGGCGCUGCCUGUUACGCUGGGAGCCCCCGGCCCGGUCAGACGCAGCCCCGACGCCCGCCCCCGACUACCCCGUUUGGCUGCUCAUCUGCCGCAGGGGCCGCGCUCGCCUCGGGGAGGUGUGCCUGCGGGGUGUCGGCGCCGUUGACUCGCCCGCCGCCGUGUUUGGUGUCAAACUGCCGCCGCUCUUUGACGUCCACCAGGUGCCUAAGGUGUUCCGUGAGGACAGCAUCUUGUCCGGCUACCGACACCCGCAGAGCUCGGCACUGGACUGCGUGCUCAGCAGCUUCCACAUCAACAACGAAACCGUCAACAUCUGGACGCACUUCCUGCCAACGUGGUACUUCGUGUGGAGGCUGGCCUCGCUGUGCUCCAGCAUGAACUUGACGAGCGACAGCUACACGUGGCCUCUGCUGGCGUACAUGCUGCUGGUGUGCGUGUACCCGUUCACCUCCUGUUGCGCACACACUUUCAGCGCCAUGUCGUCAGAGUCGCGCCACAUCUGCUACUUCUUCGACUAUGGUGCGCUCAGCCUUUACAGCCUGGGCAGCGCGAUCUGCUACGGCUGCUACGUGAUGCCCGACGGCUGGCUGAACGGUUGGCUGCAUCGGCACUUUGUGCCCAUCGCCGUGGGCAACAGCUUGUUGUGCACCAGCCUCUCCUGCUACUCACGGUUUGUGGAGGUCCACUUCCCACACAGAAGCAAAUUGCUGCGCACUGCCGCCUUCGCGGUGCCCUUCAUGUUUGACAGCUUGCCCGUCUUCUACCGGCUCCUCCUGUGCUGCGUCGGGCGAUGCAGCCCGAGCGAGGCUCUGCUCAGCCACUUUUACCAGGUGACCUUGGCCUUUCUCACCUGCUUCCUGUUCACCUCACACCUGCCCGAGAGGUUGGCGCCGGGACGUUUCGACUACUUUGGCCACAGCCAUCAGCUGUUCCACGUGUGCGCUGUAAUGGCAACACACUUCCAGAUGGAGGCGGUGUUGUGCGACAUGACGUCGCGGCGGGCGCUGCUGGAGGCAGCGGGGCCGGCGCCCUCCCUGCCCGGCACGGCCGGCGUGCUGGCGCUCGGCGUGGCCCUCAACCUGGGCGUCAUCGCGCUCUUCGGCGCACCGCUGCUCAGACAAGCGCCAUGGCAACCGCCGCGACGGCAACAAGCGCCGGGUGACAGCAAGGAUCAGUGAGUGUGUUGACUCAAUGAGGACACGUUUCAAUUUUUAUUAUUAGUACUCUGACCUCAGACGACGACGUCAAGCCGGUUAAUUUGUCCACAGGGACAAUUUAUGUGCUAUUUCAUUUAUUUAUUUAUUUUAAGUUUCCAGGUGGCCAAAUGUAUGAUUCAAGAAAUCGAAUAGAAUUUUAGAUUUAGUAUUCUAAAAAUUUUGCACUGAAUUUUGGCCAAAAAUUUUGAAGAAUUGAACAAGAUUUUGAAACUUUAACGGACUACCAUGAAAUCAAAUACUUGCAUUUUUGUAUUUUUCCACUUCAGACAAGCUCACCAAAAUAACAGCGAAACUAGUAAGUGAAAUUGUUAAUGCUUCCUUCGCCAGAAAAUAUGAAGCAAACAUCUGUCUUUUUUUGGGGGGGGUCCAAUUUUUGGUCAAAUCUUAUUUGGGAUUUUUAAGACAUUUAGCCGUCACAAUCUAAAUAUAUAUGGGUGUGUGCGUAUGUGUGUGCUUUCACGUUCAAUUAGUUAUUACUUUUGGAUUUGGAUUUUUGAGACCUUUAACCACAAAGAAGGCAUUUUUGGAGCAAAAGCAGACGGCGAUGACUGUAAGUGUGGCGGGAAAAGGAGGAAGCACUUUUAUUUCGCAGAAAGCACCGUGAAAGCGUUUUUACAGGAGCAAUUUGGCAACAUUUUGUCAGCGCAACGUCACUUGGGCUUCACAGUGGCAAAAACGCAAAUGGCGCCCAAAAUAAGCCAUUUGACGAAAAACGUUUUUCAGCGUGCACACUGUCAGUCAAGAAGAUGUGUUUGGCCCAUAAUUUACAUUGGUGGGCAUUUCAGUUGAGGUCAGAGGUCAUCACAGGGUUUUCUGCCACCCGGCCGCAUCUUGACUACUUGUUAACAGUGAGCCAGUGCUCCAGAUGUUUUCUUUGAAAAACAUGACGCCAUUUUUCUAUCGUUUGUGAGAAGGUGAAAAGCACGUGACUCGAGGACUGCGGGGGCAGCGGCACACGUUGGGCUGAGGGCGUGCGAGAGCACAACGCACGUGCACGCGCGCACUCUUCAAUUCAUAUUAAUAUUGCGUCCGAUUUGCAACGUACAAAAGCGUUUUGCUGCAACACCAGGAAAAUGAAAGAAUUCAGUAUUACAUAACAUGCUAAAUCUCACUUUUUAACUUUGAACAUUUUUACAUUUCCACUUUGUAAA